This is a messenger RNA of Branchiostoma belcheri (Belcher's lancelet), 8326 nucleotides long. RefSeq lists its product as uncharacterized. The coding region runs from base 26 to 4723 and encodes 1565 amino acids. Gene Ontology annotation, molecular function: protein disulfide isomerase activity. The transcript is spliced from 43 exons. The record is from RefSeq and is a predicted model, not a curated record. Gene Ontology annotation, biological process: protein folding. NCBI's taxonomy places the organism in Eukaryota, Metazoa, Chordata, Leptocardii, Amphioxiformes, Branchiostomatidae. Gene Ontology annotation, cellular component: endoplasmic reticulum.
UGUGCCAUCAGUCCAACGUGGCAAGAUGGCGGCGCCCAGUUGUUUCGCCGUGUUUCUGUUCGUUCUGAUGCUGGUGCCCUUCUCCCUGCCGGCUAAGAAGAACAAGAUGUCGUACGUCUUAACCGUCGACGACCACAAGGAGUUCAAGAAGAUCCUCAGGACAAGGACCAACGUCUUGUCUCUCUUCGCCAAGUCAGAGAAGGCAGCCAGUCCCAUCAUGGACACCUUUGCUCAGGUGGCAGAAGACAUGAAGGGACUCGGGACUCUGGUCUUUGUGGACUGCAGUGACAAGGAAGCGAAGAAACUAUGCAAGAAGGUGAAGUCCAACCCUACAACUUACGAGCUGAAACAUUACAAGGAUGGUGACUUCAACAAAGGUUAUGACAGACAAGAAACGUACAAGUCGAUGAUGAACUUCCUCCGUGACCCGACAGGUGACAUUCCGUGGGAGGAGGACCCGACAGCGAAGGACGUCAUACACGUGGACAGCGAUAAGGCCUUGAACAGACUUGUGAAAAAAGAAAAGACGCCCAUCCUGAUUAUGUUUUAUGCACCUUGGUGUGGCCACUGUAAAAGGUUGAAGCCAGAUUACGCUGCAGCUGCUACAGAGUUGAAAGGACAAGCAACCCUUGCAGGAAUGGACGUGGACAAACCUGAGAAUGAAGCUGUGAGGAGGCAGUUUAACAUCACAGGAUUCCCAACUAUUCUGUAUUUUGAGAAUGGAAAGCAGAAGUACAAAUAUGGAGGAGAAAACAACAAACAAGGCAUCAUUGACUGGAUGAAGGACCCCCAGCCUCCAGUAGAGAAGGCCCCAGAGCCAGAGUGGAGUGACGCGGACUCUGAUGUUGUACAUCUCACAGACGAGACCUUCGACACCUACAUUGAGGAACACGCCUCCGUACUGGUCAUGUUCUACGCACCUUGGUGUGGCCAUUGCAAGAAGAUGAAACCAGAAUAUGAUGAGGCAGCUACAACUCUCAAGCAGGACAAUAUUGACGGCAUACUAGCAGCUGUGGAUGCAACCAAGUCUCCUCAGGUCGCCAAAAGGUUCGAGGUCAAAGGUUACCCGACAGUCAAGUACUUCAAGGAUGGAGAGGAGGCCUUUGGGUUCAACGACCGGACGGCGGAUAAGAUAGUCGACUUCAUGAAGGAUCCGCAGGAGCCCCCCCCUCCCCCGCCGCCAGAGCAGCCCUGGCAGGACGUGGAGUCAGAGGUCGUUCACCUCGGGGACGAAGACUUCAAGUCUCAACUCAAGAGGAGGAAACAUGCCCUCGUCAUGUUCUACGCUCCGUGGUGUGGUCACUGUAAAAAGGCCAAGCCAGAAUUCACCAGCGCUGCAGAGAAAUACAAGGACGACACCAAGGUGACGUUUGCAGCGGUGGACUGUACCACGCAGCAGGGGGUGUGUGGGCAGUACGAGGUGAGGGGCUACCCAACCAUCAAGUACUUCAACUACGGCAAGAACCCCAAGGACUAUGAGGGAGGGAGAGAGGAAGCAGAUUUUGUAGCCUUCAUGUCUGACCCCCUGAACCCGACGCCCCCCACCCCACCCCCUAAGGACCCUGCGGAGGAGUGGGCAGAGCUGGAGGGGGCGGAGGAGGUGGUCCAUCUCCAUGACAACACGUUUGAGGAGUUUGUACAGCAGCACUCAUCUGUACUGGUCAUGUUCUACGCACCAUGGUGUGGCCACUGCAAAGCUAUGAAGCCAGACUAUGCCUUAGCAGCUAAAGCACUCAAGGAGGAUGAGAUACCCGGAGUUCUUGCUGCUGUCGAUGCCACUGUGGACAGGGUCCUGCAGAGCAAAUAUGACAUCACAGGAUUCCCUACAUUGAAACACUUCAAGGACGGAGAAUUCAACACUGACUACAACAAAGCGAGAACUAUGGACGCCCUUGUAGAAUUUAUGAAAAACCCGCAGAAGGCCCCUCCCCCACCACCACCGGAGCCGGAGUGGUCAGAGGUCGAGAGUGAGGUCAACCACCUGACAGACGAAACUUUCAACAGCUUCAUCCAGGAACACAGCUCUGUACUGGUCAUGUUCUACGCUCCAUGGUGCGGCCACUGUAAGAAGAUGAAGCCAGCCUACCAGGAGGCAGCAGAAUUGUUGAUGGCAGAAAAACCUGAUGCAAAACUUGCCGCUGUUGAUGCUACAAAGUACUCAUCUCUGGGAACAAAGUAUGAAGUCAGGGGAUACCCAACUAUCAAGUACUUCAAAAAUGGAGAGAUGGCCUUCCAAUACCAGAAAGGAAGAACCACUGAGGACAUUGUGGCAUUUAUGAAAGAUCCCAAAGAGACGAAACCGCCUCCUCCAGAGAAAGAAUGGAGUGAGGAGCCAUCUGAUGUUGUGCAUCUCACCGACGCAACGUUUGCUACCUACACACAGGAACACAGCCCUGUACUGGUCAUGUUCUAUGCACCAUGGUGUGGCCACUGUAAGAGGGCCAAGCCAGAGUACACGAAAGCAGCUGAGCUUCUGAAGACAGACGGCAUCUCAGCCACACUGGCUGCUGUAGACUGCACCAAACACUCCGAAGUGUGCCAAACACACGACGUGAAGGGUUAUCCUACCUUCAAGCUGGUCAAGGACGGUGCCCAGGUCUCUGACUACAACCUCGGUAGGACUUCAGAGGACUUCGUUGCCUUCAUGCUCAACAGUCUUCCUAAACAGCCCAAGGAGGAGGCUAAACCUGAAGAACAAAAGAAGGAGGAACCAACUCAGCAACAAAAGGAACCAGAGAAGAAGGUGGAAGAACAGAAGAAAGAGGAGCCAAAGAAGGAAGCUGAGAAACCAGCAGAAGAGCAGAAAGAACGACCAAAGAGAGAAGCACCGACUGAUGAGUGGGCCUCGACCGACUCUGCCGCAGAUGUGAACUUCCUGACUGCUGAAUCCUUUGACCAGUUUGUGGCUGAUCACAACUCUGUCCUGAUCAUGUUCUACGCACCGUGGUGUGGUCACUGUAAGCGGAUGAAACCAGCGUUUGAGGAAGCAGCGACCAUCCUGAAGUCUGAACUUCCCACGGCAAAACUGGCAGCCUUGGACGCUACUCAGUUCAGAGACGUUGGAACCAAGUAUGAAGUCAGGGGAUAUCCUACAAUACUCUACUUCAAAAAUGGGCAGAAGGAGUUUAAGUACACUAUGGGAAGGGCCACUCAGGACCUUGUCAAGUUUAUGAAGAACCCCCAGGCCCCCCCUCCCCCACCCCCUCCUGAAGCCGAGUGGUCAGAAGUUCCGAGUGAGAUCAACCACCUGACAGACCAGACGUUUGACAACUUCGUGUACAGACACAGCUCUGUACUGGUCAUGUUCUACGCUCCAUGGUGUGGCCACUGUAAGAGGAUGAAACCAGCGUACCAGGAGGCAGCAGAGCAACUGAAAAAGGAAAAACCAGAAGCCAAACUGGCAGCUGUGGACGCCACAAAGUACAAGGAGUUAGGACAGAAAUAUGGGGUCCGGGGAUACCCCACUCUCAAAUACUUCAAGAAUGGACAGGUUGCGUCUGACUACAACAAGGGCAGGAGCAAGGAUGAUAUCGUUGCCUUUAUGAAAACGCCACAGACUCCCCCUAAGGCAGAAGAGCCGAAGGAGGAGAAACCUGCAGCUGCUGAAGGUGACGGCUGGGAGAGCGGCGAUGUUCACCACCUCACAGCCGACAACUUCAACUCCUUCAUGCAGCAGCACCACUCUGUACUAGUCAUGUUCUACGCUCCAUGGUGUGGCCACUGUAAGAAGAUGAAGCCAGCGUACGUUGAGGCAGCACAACAGCUUAAAAAAGAAAAACCAGAGGCAAAACUAGCAGCUGUGGACGCUACACAGUACGGAGACCUGGCCAAAAAUUACGAAGUCCGGGGAUAUCCUACACUGAAGUACUUCCAGGAUGGGAAGGAGGCCUUUGCAUACAAGAAAGGAAGGACCACAAAUGAACUGGUAUCUUUCAUGAAGGAUCCCCAGGCCCCCCCUCCUCCACCCCCACCGGAGCCUGAGUGGUCAGAGGUCCAGAGUGAGGUCAACCACCUGACAGACGAAACUUUCAACAGCUUCGUCCAGCAACACAGCUCUGUACUGGUCAUGUUCUACGCUCCAUGGUGUGGCCACUGUAAGAGAAUGAAGCCAGCGUACCAGGAGGCAGCAGCAACGCUGAAGACAUCCGACCCUGCCGCCAAACUUGCAGCAGUCGACGCCACGAAAUACGCAGCUUUGGGGAAAACAUAUGGAGUCAGGGGUUACCCAACUAUCAAGUACUUUAGGAACGGUGAGGACAUACAGAAGUACCAGGGAGCCAGGGACGCCAACAGUCUGGUGCAGUUCAUGAAAAGCCCUCCCACAGCAGCAGCACCAGAGUGGAUAGAACACCCCGGUGCUGUCGUCACUCCCAUCAAAAACAUCCCUGCCUUCGACAAGUUUGUACAGAGCCACGAGCACACCCUGAUCCUUUUCUACAAGAAAGAGCUGCAGAAGUACAAAGAAGCGAAGGGACCUUUCCAGAAAACAGCUACUGCCUUUCAAGAUGACAACAACAAGCAGUUUGCUGUAGUUGACUGUGAAGCAGCUACAGACCUGUGUUUGCGUGUUGGCAUCAUCCCAGAGUCCCUUCCAACCAUCAAAUUCUACGUCAGCGGCAAGUUCUCCACAAACUACAAAGAUCCGGUCACGAACGCAGACCUCUACAACUUCAUGAACACAGCCAGUACCAUACCAAAAACAGACGCCAGGGAAGAGUUAUAACAGUAGCUAACUCCAUAGGUGGGAGAAUAAGCUAGAUCACAGUUUGAAUUGUGCAUGCAUGCGUGCGUGUGUGCGUGUGUGUGUGUAUGUGUGUGAUCAAAAUUGAAGCCUCCUAACUUGUUAACAGUCUUUGUUAAAACAGUUUCAGUUUAGUUUAGUUUAUUCAUAAAAAAAACCAGUCUCGCAGCCUGUACAAAAACAUGCUGAAUAACACUGAUUUUUUACAGCUUCUUGUCUGGCAAAUACAAAUUAACAUUGUAAUACAUACUAUACAAACACACAAACAAAAACAUUACAAAAAGCCUCACAUGGGCACUAAAGUCAAGACCAGAGAGUCCUCAGAGUCUUACUGCGAAGACUUGUUGUACAGGCUUGAAAGCUGUACAAGUUUAUCUUCAUUCAAGUUGCAACAGUAAUUCACAGUGGAGCACCAGGCAGCAAAAGUUCAUCUGUGCUGGUAGAAGUCAUUAUGAAACAAGUUUGAACUGUACUGCAUAUUGAACUGUAUAUUCCAACUCAAGAAAUCGAAAAUUUUUGCCUGUACACCUCUAGUUUUUGUCAAGGAAUGAGCAGUCCAUUGCUUCUGUUUUCUUGUCUAUUCCACACUUUAUAUAAUUAUCCAGAAAUGUUUUGUUUAUUUCUCAGAGGCCUUCAACUUCACAUAUUGCACACAUGUACAGUGCAUCACACUACGCAUGCACAGUCCAAACUGUGAACUAGCUCUUUGUAGGCAGCAAAAUGCUCUUCAGCAAACUCAGAGUGUAACAGUUUUGGGUCGGCAAGUCAUUUGAAGGGAAAAUUCUUUUUAACAAACUUAAGGUUUUUCUCACAAGUUGUUCUUACAACUUGUCAUGAUCAUCUGCCUUUUUUAGAGCGUAAAGACCACAUGACAAGAAACAAUCAGCUACAUGCAGCGUACAAGUUACCAAAUGUUGGCAGGGGAAAAAUAUGCUUGUGUGAAAAUUAAAGAGCUUUACCUUCAAAUGUCUAGGAAUUAACUUGAAUGUGUUAAACAGAUAAUUAUGGAAUGCAGGUUGACUUUUGUUGCACAUGUGAUACAAAGUUGGGCUGUAGUAUUGGGUAGUGUAUAUGUACAUGUAUGUACAACGUAGGUACAGUAACACCAAUAUUUGAAUAGAUAAUAAGAUAAACAUUAUAAAUCUAUUUACAAGGUACCAAAUGGCUGUUAGUUUUUGAGCUUGAUAAUGAAAAUCUUUGAGUUUGAAAAUCGUUGCAAUAUGCUAAGUUGGCUGGGAAAACGGAAAUGAAUCACUGGCAAACUUUGCAGGGCUCAAAAUACUUUCAUCUGCAUACCUGUACCUGGCAAGUUUUCCUGCUCAUAUUCUUUACCUUAUAGUCCAUUAAAAACACUUCAAAAAUGUUUCUGUUGGUACCAUUUUUGAUCUUGUUAUCUUCUGUAUUCAAAGAUGUUGCUGUGAACAAUUCAAAAUAAUUUGGGCCACAACUGGCCAAAUUUCCCCCUAGCUUCGUAUGCUGGUGUGAUUAUGAACCAGUGCAGAUUACAUGUACAUUAAUAUAUACAUAAAAAUUAUGUAGACAAAGAAAAUUUCUGCCUAUAGUUCCAUUCUUACCUGCAUAAGCAGCUAGACAGUAUUUUGAGCCCUGCUUUGUAUUUCAUAUUGGGGCUGUAGCGACUGAUUGUUAAAGGGAAAUUAAUAUGCGCAUUUUAAUGAGGCUCCGUUCUGGUGAGCUCUUUUGUACCAAAUUGUAGGCUAGUCAGCAGCCAUCAGGAAUGGCCGUAUAGACUGGUAAAAAUUAGCCUCGUAACAGGCUCUGCAACUGGGGCCUUUUUUUAAUGAGAUUUUAUAAUGCGCUCUUUUCUUAUGGCAUUAUCACUUCUAUUUCUUGUAACAGAUCAGCAUAGGUCCCGUUCCACUCUUUGUAGAGCAUAGGGGUGGUGCCCAUCUCCAUUUCUGUAGCCCUUGGGCCACACAGUUGAAAGCACUACAACAGUGGGCUAGCCUCGUAAAUUUCAGCACUCAAAGGAAAUUGAAAAAUGCUGGGUUGGCGCAAGUAACCCAAGUAUGAAUAGAAGUGAUACGCCAUAAGAAAAAAAGCGCUUUAUAAGAGACAAAAAAGCCCCAGUUUUAGAGCUUAUUGUAUCCAGAACUGUGCUUAAUAUAUGUAGUCUUGUGUCAGAAUGGGUCAGGAUCAGGCAUGGUUCUGGAUAGUCUCCACAUAUCCAAGAACAUAGAUUUGCCCAGGCAUGAUUCUGGAUAUGCAUGGACUAUCCAAAACCAUACCUAGUUCUGAAUAAAGCACAGUUCUGGAUGCAACAAGCCAGCUAAGAAGGCUAUAGAAAGGUAUGGUCAGAAUAAGCCUUCUCCAAAUCUCCCAUUCUUAGAUUUCUAACCAUUUGUAGGCAAAUCUAUAUAUUUGUAGAUAGAGUGAAUGGGUAUGGCUGGAUGAGAAUCGCAGUGCAGUUAAAAAGAAAGACAGAUUUUUAGGCCGACGUACAUGUAUGAUACUGUAUACAAUGGGGUGUAAGAUAAUUUCGAGGAUGUUAUGUUACUAACAGAGAAAGCAGUAUUUGUUUUCGAAAUUAUGAUAAGAUGUACAAUUAAUUAGGAUGAUAGAGACCAAGAGCACCUUCUUGGUACAAUCAAACUUGUGUUUUGUGGCCAGGUGGUCACUAGUAAAGGUUUACCGUAAUGCUUCCAAUUCUCUCCAAGUAUUCAAUGUACUGGCCACAGGUACAUGUAAUAAGGCUAGUCAUCACAACACAGUCACUAUUGCUUUGGUUUGUAGAACCUAGAUAGGAUAGAAUUACCUUACUGUUGAUUAUAACUAUAAGGAAUUAAUGUUUAGCUAACUGAUUUUGGUGUCAAAAGUGCUUCCUGUUAACUUUCAUGCGCAGUAAAUGUCAAAAUAGACAUUUUUUUCUGAAAUUGCUGGCAAAAAAAUUCUCUUUUUUUAAGUUGCCAACUUCUCAGCUCCUGUGCCAUGUUACUGAAAAGAAAUUGAUGAGCUUCUUGAUCAAAAGUCUUGAGGUUUACUUGUUUUGAUUUUGCAACUUAUUAUUAGUGAGGCUGCAGACAUGUCUCCCAGAAAAGUUGUAAAAAUUGCGUCUAUUUUGCUGAUUUUGCAGCUACCGUUGCACACUGAUUCAAUUCGUUCUUCCUUGUUGAAAAAGAUUUGAAGAAAAAUACUUUUUUUUUUGUUUAUCUAGAUCUUAGAGUCAAUUUAUUCUCUAGCAGGUGGCGUUUAAUUCUUCUGAAUCAUGAUUGUUGAUAAUCUAUGCAUAAAAAUGUGUUAAACCAUAGAUUAUAAUGAUAUGUAGUCUAUCUAGCCUAUUUAUUUUACUGGGCCUCCCAUAUCAACUCUCUCACAAUAUUUGUAAGAGAGCGAAUAUAUAUAGGAGCCUAGGUAAACUGAAUAGGACAGCAACCAGACUAGAUGUAAUAGAUAUGAUAUACUACUAGUGUUUUUGUUAUAUACAAGACAAUUUUGUGAUGAGUUAGUAUGAAAGCAGCUGCCAGCAUUUGUAUUACAUUCUAUACGGUGCAAUGUAAGAUGGUUUACGUUGUAGCUAAGAAUGAAAAUUACACUAUGAUUAUUGUAGUUUUCUGAAUGUAUGACUAA